Eufriesea mexicana is the source of this 1556-nucleotide messenger RNA. RefSeq names its product protein-glutamate O-methyltransferase. Gene Ontology annotation, molecular function: phosphatase activity. Bases 153 to 1544 code for a protein of 463 amino acids. The transcript is spliced from 7 exons. Gene Ontology annotation, biological process: DNA damage response. Gene Ontology annotation, cellular component: nucleus. Lineage: Eukaryota; Metazoa; Arthropoda; Insecta; Hymenoptera; Apidae. The record is from RefSeq and is a predicted model, not a curated record.
UCAACCUCUGGUGGCUGUAGUUUAGUUUCUGUGGAAUAUUCCGAAAAUAAAACGAUACCACUAUUAGAAAUUGGAAAAAAGAAAGAAACACGAGGUAUAUAGUAAUGUUCAUUCAAUUACUGUAGUAGUAAAAACGAAUUUGAAUACCGAUCAUGAACCAGAGAUCAAAUUCGGUAGACAUUCGGGAUCUACAGGAUAUACAGACACCUUUUGAAGUUCCUUUAUCUGGAGUUUACAAACGGAGUUUUGCUUAUAUAACAAUUAAAGAUAGAUUACCAAUAAUUUUAACUAAAAUAAUUGAUACUCUCAGUCGUAACAAGGAAGAUAUUGCACAAAAAUAUGGAAAGAAUGCCACAGAGGAAAUUAAACAAAUUUCAGGAUUUAUUAGUAAAUUAAAAAACGAAGUAGCAACAAAUAAAACUUUAAAACCAUUACGCUUGCUACGUGAUAGUAAGGAUAAUGAUGCAAAAGAAUGGAAUAAGUAUUUAAUAAAGAGAACUGAGAUAGAAGGGGGAACUCCGACCUGGUUUAAUACUGCAUGGUUAUAUUGCGAAUGCUAUAUGUACAGAGCACUUGCACAAGAGUUUGCUCUCAUGGAAUAUAUAACAAACUAUGAUCCUUUUGAACUUCAAAAACAGAAUGCAUUUACAAAUUCAAUGACUAGUGUAAAAGCAAUGUCUACUUAUACUAUAAACCUUGUACAUAAAGUGGAAAACCUAUCAAUAGUUGAAACUAAAGAGGAACUUUUUAAAUUUUUUAAAUCUAAUCUUUGGGGUAACAAAUGUGAUUUAUCUCUAAGUGCUGGAUCUGAAGUCGCUCAAACUAGUAAUCCUAUAGAGGUGUUAAAAUCCUUAGAUAAGGACAUUCUUGUAGAUAAUUCAGAAAUCAUUUGGAAUUUAUUACAGAAGAAAGAUAAUAAUAAUGCAAAUAUUAUAGAUAUAAUACUUGAUAAUGCAGGAUAUGAACUUUUUACUGAUUUAUGCUUAGCUGUAUUUUUAAUUACAAACAAACUUGCAGAAAACAUAAGAUUUUAUGUAAAACGCUAUCCAUGGUAUGUAAGUGACACAACAACAAAUGACUUUAAGUGGACUUUAGAAUACAUGAAAAAUUCAUCAGAUAAAAGUAUACAAGAAUUAGCUAAAUUAUCUCACAACUAUUUAAAGAACCAUGUAUGGACUAUUGAGGAAGAACCAUAUUGGACAGGACCUUACGACUUUGCAGAGAUGGAAGAACAUGACCCAGUACUAUAUGCAAAAUUAUCAGAAGCUAAAUUAGCAAUAUACAAAGGUGACUUGAAUUAUAGAAAAUUAUUAGGUGAUAUCAACUGGGAAUAUACAACAGAAUUUAGACAAGCAAUAAGAGGAUUUCAGCCAACAAAUAUCCUAUCCUUGAGAACAGUCAAAUCUGAUGUGUGUGCUGGUUUAUUACCUGGCAUAGCAGAAGAAUUAUUUAAAAAAGAUGAAAAUUGGAUGUAUACAGGACAAUAUGGACUUAUUCAAACUAAUAUAGCUGGAUCUUGUCAAUGUUCUAACGAAAUAUGUUAAAAUUUCAUGAAU